This is a messenger RNA of Erinaceus europaeus (western European hedgehog), 1442 nucleotides long. It is a transcript of the gene MGARP, whose product is annotated as mitochondria localized glutamic acid rich protein. The record is from RefSeq and is a predicted model, not a curated record. Gene Ontology annotation, biological process: anterograde axonal transport. The transcript has 4 exons. NCBI's taxonomy places the organism in Eukaryota, Metazoa, Chordata, Mammalia, Eulipotyphla, Erinaceidae. Bases 72 to 653 code for a protein of 193 amino acids. Gene Ontology annotation, cellular component: mitochondrial outer membrane; mitochondrion.
CGGGCUCCCGGCUCCCGGCUCCCGGCUCCCACCUCCCCGGCUCCCGGGCAGUGGCUGCAGGCGGCGGCGCGAUGUACUUGCGCAGGGCGGUCUCCAAAUCCCUGGCUCUGCCUCUGCGGGCGCCCCCCGGCCCCGCGCCCCUCCGCAAGGACCCAUCACUUCGCUGGAUGUCAUCUAACAAGUUUCCUGGGCCACCUGGGUCCAACAUGCUCUACUAUGUGCUGGUGGGGGUCACGGUCAGCGCUGGUGGAUACUGUACCUUCAAGGCCAUCACCUCAGACCAAGCCAAGCACCCUGUGCACAUGACCAGUCUGAAAGAAAAAGCCAGAGCAGAGCUACAUCUGCAUCAAGGUGAAGAAGAGAAGGGGGCGGAGGCCGACGAGGCACCUUUGGAAGCCCCUGAAGAGAAGGGGGAGGAGGCCGACGAGAGGCCGACGAGGCACAUCUGGAAGCCCCUGAAGCAGCUGUCAUGCGAGCAGAGGUGGCACAGGCUGCAGAAGACCCAGAGGCAGCAGGGGCUGUCGCAGAAGAGGCCAGUCUGGGUCCCAGGGUGGCGGCAGCAGGCGAGCAGGUGGAGGAGCAGGUGGGGCAGCUCAGCGCCGACCCUGAGCCCGAGGCUCCCCACACGGUGCAGGGAGAAGCCCCGGAAGUGAGCCCUGGCCUCACCUGCGAGGGCCCAGAGGCAGCCCCUGAGGAAGCCCCAGCCCUCAGGGAUGAGCCAGGCACUCCGGAGAACACAGGCCCUGGGGAAGGUUCGGCACCAGACCAGGAGGAGGACACGCCCGGGGAGCUGGGACCCUCCGGGGAGGCCUUGCCCAGAGAAACCGCCACCCUGGGCUCUGAAGCCGCCUCAGAGCAAGGCUGACUUGGGCUGGCCGACUCCAGCAGGAACGUCACCCAGUGUCUCAUAGGUGCUUUUGCAUUGUUAGAGAUCUUAGGAUUUUAUUUUCCCCUUUCUUUUUCUUUCUAUUUGACUUCACAGGACAGAGAGAAACUGAGAGGGGAAGGGGAAAUAGAGAGGGAGAGAGACACCUGUAGACCUGUUGCACCUGUCCUCAAGAGUCCCCCCUGCGGGUGGGGAGCGGGGGCUGGAACCUGAGUUCUUGUCCUGGGGACACGUGUGUUCCAUCUUCUCUCAAGGCUUCUUUUGUAGAAAACUCCUGUGUGCUUUGAAGAUUGGGGGCAUCUGCUGAUAGAUUUCAGGGCUGAGAGAUUUAGGAGAUUUGACAGCUUGAGUUGAUCUGACUCUGAGGUCAGAAUAUGGCAUUGCGGUCAGAGCUCAGCAGGUCCCGGGGGCUGGGAUCUUAUUUCGGAGGCGUCCGGCAACCUUUCCGGCAACCUGUGUCCACCUUCAUUCUGCUGUGCCUCUACCGUUAAAGUAAGCAAGUCAGGCAAUGUGAGGUUUUAUCUGAACUCAUUUAAAUAAAAUUGGAAAAUCUUUA